Messenger RNA from Prunus armeniaca (apricot), 546 nucleotides. The record is from the annotation of a GenBank genome assembly. NCBI's taxonomy places the organism in Eukaryota, Viridiplantae, Streptophyta, Magnoliopsida, Rosales, Rosaceae.
AUGGCCUCCCCAAGUGGUUACUUCAAGUUAUUGACAACAUUGUUAUUUGCUUCGUUGCUCUUAUCAUUUCUCUCGUCAUCUCCUUCACCAGCAAAUGCAUCGACUCCUUUAGUUGAAAGUGUCUGUAGCCAAGUCCCAGGCAACCGUUACUGCAAGCCGUUUCUCGAUUCGGAUCCCCGAACACAAUCCGCCACGAAUCUCCUUGACCUUGCAAAAAUCGUUCUCGACUUGACCAUAGCCUUGGCAGAAGAUUGCCUAGCUUUCGUCGACCUCUUGAUCAAGAACCUGCCCUACAAACAGACUCUUGAUAUCUGUGGUGCUUCGUACAAAGUAGCGGUGGCUUCGCUCAAAACCGCAAGAGGGGAGGUGGAGCAGGAUGCUGCGAAGGCCAACACUGACAUCCAAAAUGCCGAUUUCGAGAUCUCUAACUGUGGACUGGAGAUGAGUAUCAAUGGUAGUAGCUUCAGGGAUCUUUCCCUAAUCAAAAGAACCCGCAACGCCAGCUUGUUUUGUAACAUUGGAGUUGCGAUCACCUCUAAACUUUAA